GGUCUCACCAGUACUUAGUCAGACGCCGCAUCGUAUACUUCGCUCUUUUACGAUCAACAUUGGCUGUUAUUAUUUUUUAAUAUUUAUCUCUCGCUUUAUCGUCACUUCAAUUGUGAAAGUUCUUCGUCGCUGUAUUUCUGUGAUCCUUAGACUGUUGAAUGAGUGUUGGAUUUUACGCCGGGUCAUGUGAGAGGGGAGAUUAUAUUUGAACAAUGGGAUGCCAUCCUCGAGGGAGCAAUCAGUGGUUGGAUACAUUUUCUCAUAUUUUUUGAAUGGACCUUUUUCACAUUUUCACGAGUUUUGAUAAGAUGCAGCAGUAAUGAAUGCCCACGUGGUGGUUGAAUUUCUCCUGGUAUGGAUGAGCCUGUCGCUAACGGUACCUGGCGAACUUCUAGCACUUGGAUACCAGACAGGUGGCCUUUUAUUAUCAGAUCGUGAUCCAAAACCCCGGCGAUGUCAGUACAGCAAAAUAUCAGGGAUGCUGCAGGCGAAAUGCGCGGAAUUGAGUCUCAAUGAAAUUCCCAGGAGUCUACGGACAGACGUUGAGAUAUUGGAUUUUUCGGUGAAUCGACUACGAGACCUAAAAAACCAGACCCUUUCCGCCUACACCAGCCUGACCUUUCUCUAUCUCAUGGACAACUUUAUCGUAGCCAUUGAGGAUGAUGCCUUUUCACGUCUCACUAACAUACAAGUCAUAAACCUCAACACAAAUGGUGUUCGCGAAUUUCCGAAUAGUAUUUUCACCCUUCCAAGCUUAAAACGUUUAUACCUAGGGGACAACAGACUCUCCGAUGAGUCGAUACGACCAACUAGUCUUGCUGAGAAUUCGAAUUUAGAGUUAUUGGAUGUAUCAGGGAACCACUUGAGUUCACUACCCCAUCUGGGUAUUGUGCCACGGCUCAAGUACCUGAACGUGUCUAGAAACGCCAUCAGGCAACUGAAACCAGAAGACGUUGCAAUCUUCUGCUCCCUGGAGAGCCUGGACAUCUCCAACAAUCCACUGAUCCUAGAUGAUUGCAGUUGUCAUGCCUUCAACGAGUGGAUCACUAUGAGAAACAUAAAAUUGUACCCAGACAAACUUAAAUGUUCGACUGACCCUAAGAAAUGUACUUAUUCUGCUAAUCAAAUCACGUCAAAUGACACAGUUAAAUUAUUUGACAGUUGUAAAUAUGUUUUGAAGACCCAUGAGGAAACAGCAAAGGCUCGUUCAACAUGGAUCAUCGUAGCGUCAUGUGUCGCAGUGUUUCUCACGGUAUUAUUUAUUUCUCUCUACUGCAUACAUAGACGUAAUAAGCGUCAAAAAAAUCUUAAGAAGAAUAAGAAAGAACAAUUGUCUAUUAAUCACGCUAACACUGAACUACUUAAUGAUAAAAAUGCACCGGAUGAAGCGUGAACUGUGACUGCAAUAGUGUUUUACAAAUGAUGUUUGUAUCUUCUUUUAUCACAUACUCGCCAUAAAAUCUUCCAUGAAUAAUGCAUAAUUAUUGGAAAGUGUCUAGUGAUUAAAAAUAAAGUAAGUGUACUAUUAA
Messenger RNA from Diachasmimorpha longicaudata, 1529 nucleotides. RefSeq names its product leucine-rich repeat-containing protein 19 (gene Lapsyn). NCBI's taxonomy places the organism in Eukaryota, Metazoa, Arthropoda, Insecta, Hymenoptera, Braconidae. The transcript is spliced from 3 exons. Gene Ontology annotation, molecular function: protein binding. The coding region runs from base 320 to 1393 and encodes 357 amino acids. The record is from RefSeq and is a predicted model, not a curated record.